Messenger RNA from Fusarium keratoplasticum, 2343 nucleotides. Its product is annotated as Zn(2)-C6 fungal-type domain-containing protein. Bases 1 to 2343 code for a protein of 780 amino acids. NCBI's taxonomy places the organism in Eukaryota, Fungi, Ascomycota, Sordariomycetes, Hypocreales, Nectriaceae. Gene Ontology annotation, cellular component: nucleus. The transcript is spliced from 3 exons. The record is from RefSeq and is a predicted model, not a curated record. Gene Ontology annotation, biological process: DNA-templated transcription; regulation of transcription by RNA polymerase II. Gene Ontology annotation, molecular function: DNA-binding transcription activator activity, RNA polymerase II-specific; RNA polymerase II cis-regulatory region sequence-specific DNA binding; zinc ion binding.
AUGGGGAGGAAGCGGAGGCGACCUGCUCUGGCCUGCGACCAGUGCCGGGCGCGCAAGAUCCGUUGCGACAAGACUCACCCCUGUGCGGCGUGCCAGCGAUCUCGGAACCAACAUUGCACCUAUGCGCCCCAUCCACAGCCCAGAACGAAACUGACCUUGUUGAGCCCCUCUAUACCAUCUCCAAUUGUCCACCCUGUCCAGGCUGCAGGCUUAGGGCAUGGUACUUAUCCCACCUCAGCACCAAAGCUCUAUGAAUCGGACAACUCCAACAGCUUUACCGGAUCCAGACCGUCACCAGCUCUGGCAGGCCCCUUGUCGCAAUCUGACGCCGCUCCGAGUACCGUUCAGCAGACGAACACCUCCAUCCCUGGGGUCAUGGCGCUCACACCGGACACCCUCCCAGGCGGUUCGACAUACGCCAACGUAGCCUCCCUUGAAUAUCGGGUCAGACAGCUGGAGCAGGAACUGGCAAGGUCCCGUGAGCGAAGUGCUCAUAACCACGACCGCGGUCCUCAAUGCGAGGAUGAACUUUGCGAUAGAGUCGAUCGCCAGGACAAGGCCGUGAUCAGCAAAAUGCAAUAUCUGGGGCGAAGUCACUGGUUUAAUGUUGCACACCUUAUGCCCGUUCUCAUAGACUUUCUCAAAGAAGUAGAGACAGACAGGGGCGAUGUCUUUCGCCAGCUUCAUAAGUGCAAGUCUUUGGCAAGAAAAGUCAAGGCCUGCCGUGUCCCAGACUCUGCCACCACUGCCUCUAUUGGGAAGCGGAUGCCCAUGAGACAACUAGCAGAUCAGCUCAUAGAGGCAUACUUGAGGACCUUUGAGACUGUGUACCGCACCAUCCACGUUCCUACGUUCCGCGCCGAGUACGAAAGGUACUGGGCAGACCCCAAGGCAGCUGACGACUCCUUCGUCAUUCUUCUGCAGCUUUGUAUGGCUAUCGGCGCCGCCUUUCAAGACGAUACUUUCUCGCUUCGCAUGUCCGCCUGCCACUGGGUUUUUGAGGCAAAUCUCUGGCUCAUGUUGGCCUGUAAGAGACAUAGGACUAGCAUCACGGGCAUGCAGAUCCUCUGCCUGUUGCAUCACGCGAAAAACAUCACUAAUAUGAGCUCCGAUCUGAGCUGGAUCGGUGCUGGAACUCUCCUUCAUACAGCAACAUAUAUUGGGCUCCAUAAGGACCUAAAGUCGUUCCCCGGGAUGACGGUACGCGAGGUAGAGAUACGUCGGCGGCUGUGGGCUACAGUCUUAGAGAUCGUCCUUCAAACCAGCCUAGACUCGGGGGGAACUCCUCUCAUAUCCCCAGAAGACUACGACACCGACCCACCCGCUAAUUUUAAUGAUGAGCAGCUCAUUAACCAUCCUGAGUCGGCAUCCCCAGGUACGGACGACGCCAAAGAGUGCACUGAGAUGGCGGCCCAACUCGCCUUACUGAAAACCUGGCCAGCCCGGCUGGCUGUCGCCAAGGCAGUCAAUUGCGUCCGCUCCACGGCCUCUUUCAACAAAACUCUUGCUGUCAACUCGGAACUCAGCACUUCUCUACAAGAAAUGAUGCGACGGCUGUGCAAGUUCCACGAGACGGGCGGAAUCACAUCGUUUCAGCUGAGAUACUCCGAGUUCACCAUGUACCGCUUCUUCUUGACCCUCCACCAGCCCAUCCUCCCCCAAGCACUGCAGAAUCCCUUCUAUCAUUUUUCUCGCAAGAUAUCCACCGACAUGAGCACGCGCCUCGCCGCAAUAACAUAUCUAACCCCUGAAUCUCGGGCGUUUCUCCCCACCCCUCAGGCCACCCCCUCGGACUGGGACUUUUCCCGCCUUUUCCUAUGCGGAAGCGGCCCAUACCGAGCCACCCAGGCACAGCUAAUUCUGACCCUAGCCGUGGAUCUCGCUCAGACCCUGGAGGAAGAGCCCCGAUCGCACUACGGCACCCUUACAUCAGGCAUGACCGAGGUGCGCUCGAUCAUCCAGUCGUGGCACGAGCUGUGCCGGGAACGUAUCAGAGCUGGCGACACAAAUGUAAAGGCGUUAGUAAGCACCGCCUGCAUGCUUGCUCACAUUGAUGGGGUCGAAGCUCGUUGGUCCAAGCCGGAGAGUGACAAGAUGCUCCGCGAGGCCGCCAAAAAGGGGGCAGCAGAGUGCGUCGAGUUACUGCAGGAUAUGGUUGGAGAGAACAGCGACACGAGCGAGGCAGGCCCGUCGUUGGAUAAUACUUGGCAGAGUCUGGAUCUUGACGAUAUUGGGGAUUUUGAUUUUCUAGGGGGCUGGGACUGGGAUGAUGCCGCUGUUGCACCUGGUUUCUAUUUGGAUUUCAACUUUACUGCUACUGGCCUUGGUAAUAUUUCUGGCUAG